AACAAGAGUUACAACAAUGCCGAGCUGAUAAAGGAUUAUUGGAAUAUAAUCGAGAUAGAAUCUUUGAUAGAUAUUACAAUAAAUUCAAGAAUAAUAUAUUACUAAAUCCACCUCAGAUACAAAUAUCGAACAUGAUAGGAAAUGGACCACCUCUUUUUAUUGGAAAAGCUGGAGAAGAUCCAUCAGAUUGGAUUUUAGAAUUCAAGAAAUUUGUAAUUGCAUCUCGAAUAAAUGUUAUAGCUGGUGCAGGAGGAGUUGCUGGUAAAGCAGAAGCAUAUAAUUUAGGUAUAUCAUAUAUGGUUGGUAAAGUAAAAACCUGGUAUGAAAACAAGAUCAAAAGUAGAAACUGGCAAUGUGAUAAUAUUUUUGAUGGUACUGGUGUGAAUGACUUAAAUGCAAUUCAAGCAUUAAAUAAUGGUGCUUUAACAGGUAUUAAUGCAAAUCAGUUUCUUGGAGAAGCCUUGGUUGUAAGAAAUAAUGCUGGGGGUGAUAAUACAAUAACCGGUGCUAAUAUUAUUCCAGCGGAUACAUGGGAUGAAGAUUGGAGUAUAGCUGGAGGACAUCCUGCACCUAUAGGAACUCCAUCUUCAGCCAAUUAUGCGAAUGCUGAUGCAGGUAAUUCAAUUGUUGCACCUGAAAUGACUCUUGGACAAUUUUUAUACUGCCUUGAAUAUCUUUAUCCUACGGUCGAAGCACAAAAAAAUUUGCUUUUCUUUGGUCAGAUUACGCAAGGAGGUAUGUCAAUACUCGAGUAUAAUGCCAAGAUAUCAAAACUCGGAAAACUUGCUGGAUUACCAGAAUCAAAAAUGAGAGAGCAGUAUAUUCGGGGAUUAAAUCCUAUGAAUCAAUACAAUGUCCGUAUGAUGGCUAAAUACCAUGACACUAGAGAUAAUAUUACAAAAGCAUUAGUUGAAGCAGAAAAAUUUUCACUACUACAAGGCAACUUUUCAUUCCCACCUUCUGGAGGUCAAGUGCCUAAUCCCUAUGAAAAAAGUAUUAAUACAGGUUUGACUGAAACUGAAAUUAAAAACUUGAUAAAAUCUAUGAUGCUAGCUACACAAUCCACUGCUUCUAAAUCUCAAGAAGAACAGUUUAAUCAAAUCACGCUUUCACAAAAUAAUUUCAAAAAAAUUAUAGUGGGUUUAAAGGGAACUAUUGCUAAAGGACAGCAAACUUUGAAGAAACCCCCUGGACCAGGAAAACAAAAAGCAGAUGAUCUUGCUAUGAACCGUUUUUUAGAUAGUUUUAUCGAUGACACAGAUUUACCAAAAGAAGUUUAUGACUAUGAUCCCAUUGAAGAUUUGAGAAAGCAAUUCGAGGAUUUGGAUAUCAAUCAAGCAAAACUAGCUCGAAUAAUACACACU
Messenger RNA from Acaulospora morrowiae, 1364 nucleotides. Lineage: Eukaryota; Fungi; Glomeromycota; Glomeromycetes; Diversisporales; Acaulosporaceae. The record is from the annotation of a GenBank genome assembly.